Molecule: messenger RNA, 3487 nt
Organism: Carassius auratus (goldfish)
Lineage: Eukaryota; Metazoa; Chordata; Actinopteri; Cypriniformes; Cyprinidae
Product: dachshund homolog 2-like
Exons: 12
Coding region: 182-2089 (635 amino acids)
Biological process (GO): regulation of transcription by RNA polymerase II
Cellular component (GO): transcription regulator complex; nucleus
Molecular function (GO): DNA-binding transcription factor activity, RNA polymerase II-specific; RNA polymerase II cis-regulatory region sequence-specific DNA binding
Source: RefSeq, a predicted model, not a curated record
GUGCGAUACACUUCUAUCCUUCUCACUCACUCGCGAGGAAGGUAGUUGCACAUUACCGACUAUCAGCAGUCGCUACCGGAGCCGCAUGAGAAACACCGAGUGAAAGCCGCGAAACAGUACGAGGAGCCAGCAAAGUGUGCUUGACUCAAAAGUACGGAAAGGAGGAAACUUCGCGUAAACUAUGGCCGUAUCAGCAACUCCUCCGGUGCUUUCACCGACCUCCACUCCCGGGGGCGCGAGCAGCCUAUUCCGUCCCGACUCUCUGUACUCCAGCCCGGCCGAGUCCCCGCGACUGACCAGCAGCAUGAUCAACGCUUUCAUCACCGGCACCGGCGGCGGCGGCUGCGGCAGCACUAACGGGAACGGGCCCGGGGGUGUCCAUAAUAACGAGUGUAAGAUGGUGGAGGUGCACGGCGUGAAAGUGGCCUCGUUCACCGUGGAAGGGCAGGAGCUCAUCUGCCUCCCGCAGGUGUUUGACCUGUUCCUGAAGCACCUGGUCGGCGGACUGCACACCGUCUACACCAAGCUGAAGCGGCUGGAUAUAUGUCCGGUGGUGUGCACGGUGGAGCAGGUGCGGAUCCUGCGCGGACUUGGGGCCAUUCAGCCGGGCGUGAACCGGUGCAAACUCAUCACCCGAAAAGACUUCGAGGCGCUUUAUAACGACUGCACCAAUGCCAGUUCUCGUCCCGGUCGUCCUCCCAAGCGUUCUCUCGGUGUGGCGAUGCAGGACAGUUCUCGUCUGCUUCCUCACAGCGUUCACGGGCUGCUCUCUCCCAGCCUGCUCUCCCCGACAGGUCUGACGGCAGCAGCCAUGGCUGAAGCUAUGAAACUCCAGAAGAUGAAACUGAUGGCCAUGAGCAGCAUUCACGGAGCAGGAAGCCAGAACGGGACCGAGUCAGAGAACGAGGAGCUGAACUCCAGUGCAGGUGGAGUUUUGGCUCUGUUUAGGGUUCCAGACUCUCACUCAGUCUCCCUCUCUAUCUCUCUGCUGUCCCCAGGCGGCAGUGAGUCAUCCUGGGAUAAAGAGAAACUCCAGUCCCCCCCUUCCUCCGGAGCCCAGCAUGGUCUGGCUCACAUCGGCCUCUCUGCUCAACACGGCCUGUCAGGGUCUCAUCUCUCUUCCCUACAGCAGAGUCAUCUCCUGGCUAACCGGCUGGACCUGCCGUUUAUGAUGAUGCCCCACCCACUGCUGCCCGUCAGUCUGCCGCCUGCCUCCGUUGCCAUGGCAAUGAACCAGAUGAACCACCUGAACACCAUCGCCAACAUGGCCGCAGCUGCUCAGAUGCACAGCCCCCUGUCCAGAGCAGGAUCGUCCGUCAUCAAGGAGUGUGUACAGGACAGUCCGUCUCCUGCUCCAUCUCUGGAGGAAACCCAUCGUCCCGGAUCACAGCCCUCUUCCCACCCCAGCAGUAGUGUGUCCAGCUCCCCAAACCCACACACACAGAGUCCUGAACGCCUGGUUUUGAACCCGACUGAUGGAGAACUACCAGAGCGAGACAACGGCAUCAAUAUGAAGAAAAUCCUUAAAGACAAAGAUGAGGCUCAGUUAGCUUUGCCCAUGCAGAAACCAGGGUUCGAGAAGCUUCCUCUGGGCACUCAGACUCUUCCUUCAGGCUUCCCCGCUCCCUUCCUGUUUACAGAUGGCCUCUCUUCUGUGGAGACAUUGCUCACUAACAUCCAGGCGGCUCAGGGUCUGCUGAAGGUGGCCGUGGAUAAUGCCCGUGUGCAGGAUAAACAGGUGCAACAGGAACGCAAGGAGUUAAAGAUGGAGCUGUACAGAGAAAGAGAGAUGAGAGAGAGUCUGGAGAGACAACUCACCUCUGAACUGCACAGCCGAGCCUCUAUUCAGAAGCGUCUGAAGAAGGAAAAGAAGGCGAAGAGGAAACUGCAGGAGGCUCUGGAGUUUGAGUCCAAGAGGAGAGAGCAGGUGGAACAUGCGCUCAAACAGGCCACAUCUCCUGAGAGUCUCCGCAUGAGUCUCAACGAGGCAGUGAUACCAGAGGUGAAGUCUGAACAUAAUGGCAACCAGCAGGAGAACUCAGCUGUACAAGAAAACAGACCCUACUCCAAACCUCCCAUCAUGUACUGAAGCCUCUGGCAUCUUUAGUCCCUCAACAGACAGCUCACACCACAGAUGGAUGGGACAACAUGGAGAGGGGUUUGUGGGGCUUUUUCCCGGAGGGAAAGUGGUGCGGGUGCUGAAGACCAGGCACCUGAAACCCGUGUACAGGACUGGAGUGUGUAUGUGUGUGGAGGUGCAGUGCGUUUGCAGUCCUCAUGAGACGUGUGUGUGGGUCUGAAGCCCUGCUUGUUGGCGACCUUUCAACACCACAUGCACCGACUUGUAAAAAAAAAUGUCUUUCUCUCUUGUUUUGACUACUUCUACAUCCCACACUUUUUUGAGAUUUAAAGAAGUUUUUUUUUUCUGGAUUAAAAUGUCAUUACCUGAUGAAUUACCCUUCUUUAUGUGAAGCACACAGCAUCACCCUAAUCUAAACCUAUGUCUAGAUUAUUAUUAUUAUUAUUAUUAUUAUUAUUAUUAUUAUUAUUAUUAUUAUUAUUAUUAUUGAGUGUUAUCUGCUGAUCCCCCAUGAUUCUGUGCACCAGUGAUUCUGAACAGCACAACAGUCUUGACGAGUCUGUAGAGAACUUUAUCCACAGCACCUCUACAUGAAAGGAGAGACAAAUAUUAUGUGGACAGACUCCAAACAAGACACAUGUGCUUCUUUAAUAAACAUUGUCUACAUUUGUUGUUUUGCCUUUUGAGUAAGGGAUUCUAUAUCAAAGUUUCCUUUUUUUCUAAUUUGUUGUAUUUUUUUAGAAAGUGUAGAAAUAUUUUCCUCAUGUUGUCGUUUCCCUGCCCUAUGUUUAUUAUUCUGGUGUUUAUUUUAUUAUCUGGUUUGUUGUUUUUCAUUGUAUUUUAAUCAGCAUUUCAAACAGAUGCUCAAGUGAUCUUGACACAAACGUUCUUUGUACGUCUUUGUUGUCUUACUUUGCCCCGCGACAAUGUUUUCUCUAUUGCUCCUUAACUUAACAAGUGAAAAAAAGUUGUUCAUUUGAUGUUGCUAUAAACACAGUAUUACAGUACUCCCUGUUCUGUUUUUACCUGUUUAUAAAGACUUGUAAAAAUGCUUUAGCGUUUGCUAUCCUGACGUUGUUAUUACAUGGAUACAUUUUUAGUGAUGAAAAGAGACGAGAAGUACCCUUAUGCACACCCAGAGCAAGCAUGCUUGUAAAUACAAUGAUGAAAAAUGACACCUAUCAAUUGAAAAUAAAAUGCUGCCUCUUUAAAUCUAUUUUUAAACAUUUCUAGACUCCAUAGGUAAUGCAAUCACAAAUUGGCAGCUAUCAAUGAUGUUGAAUGUUGUUUUAAAAUGGCAACAGACACUUAUCACAGACUUGCACAUGCCACAAUGAAUAAAACACCCCUAUGAACAUAUUGGUAGUUUUUUUUUCUUUUCUUUGAGUAAUAAAAUUAAAAUAGAAA